Messenger RNA from Rotaria sp. Silwood1, 1269 nucleotides. The record is from the annotation of a GenBank genome assembly. Lineage: Eukaryota; Metazoa; Rotifera; Eurotatoria; Philodinida; Philodinidae.
AUGCUAGUAGCAUCACCUGGAAUGCUAGUAGCAUCACCUGGAAUGCUAGUAGCAUCACCUGGAAUGCUAGUAGCAUCACCUGGAAUGCUAGUAGCAUCACCUGGAAUGCUAGUAGCAUCACCUGGGAUGCUAGUAGCAUCAUAUGUAAUGCCAGUAGCAUUACCUGGGAUGCUUGUAGCAUCACAUGGGAUGCUAGUAGCAUCACCUGGGAUGCUAGUUGCAUCACAUGGGAUGCUAGUUGCAUCACCUGGGAUGCUAGUAGCAUCACCUGGUCAAUUAAAUAAAACUGAAUGGAAUAAAUUAAAAACAACAUUAUCAAUAAUACCAUGUAUACCAACAAAUCAAGGAAUGAAAAUUCCUAAUGAAUCAUAUAUUCCAUCAUCAAUUUUAUCAUCAGAUUUACCAAUUAUAAUAUUAAAUGUACCACAAAAUUUAACGGACGAUGAUGAUGAUGAUAAACAAUCAAUCAUAGAAAAUAUGGAAAAUUCUAUAUCAGCUGAAUUUCUUAAACGUUUAGGUUGUCGAACAGUAAAUGUACAAUCAUUUGUACAUGCACCAUCAUUAUUAACAAAUUCAACUAUAUCAAAUUCACAUACAAUGAAAACUUUAAUUCAACAUUUAAUGGAAGAAAGAGAUAAUAUGAGUGAAGGAGAUCUUCAUGCGCUAAAACAAAGUGAAUGUCUUAGAGAAAUUGGUGUACGUGAAGUACCUGAUUUACAAAAAUUAAUUGAUCGAAUUAUUGAAGAACAUAAUGAACAAAAGAAGGAAUCAAACAAAGAAUAUAAAUUACCAAUAGCACUUAAAUUUUUAGCUGAAAAUUUUCAACAACAUUAUUCAAAAUUAUGGAAAGCAGCUAAAAUUAAGCGACCUUUUCUUCCAUCUAUUUCACUAUCGAAAACUAUUAUAUUAUCAUUAUCCGAAGAAGUUUUUAAAGAUAAAAGUCCAUUAUGUGCAACAUUAUUGCCUAACGUUGUUCAAUUAUUUGAAGAAAAUUUCAAUAUAUCAUUACUUGGUGUUAAAGAUUGUCCAACAUUAACAACAGCUUUUGAUAUUUUAAUGGAAAAAAAAGAAGAAAUACUCAAUGUAGAAACAGCUCGAAAAAUUUUUGCUUAUAUGAAUGAACUUGAUGGUCUAAGUCGAACAUUAAUUGAACGUGUAUCCAAACUUGCUUUUAUUCCUCUUAAAGGAAAUGACAAUCUUAUGAAACCAUCACAAGUUUUUAUUCAUCCUGAUAAUUCAACAACAACAACAUCAUCAUCAAGAUUAUGA